AUGGAGACCAGAGACAUGUCCCGUUCAUUGGACAAUGUGCAUUGGUGGGAGCCGGAGCAAUGGAAGACGAAGAAGCUUAGAGCAUCCUCCUUGUCUUUGGAAGGGGCUGACCCGGCGGACAUCAGGAAUGGCUGGCUGACACUGCCGGAUCCUAAGGCGAGGUUCCAACAGAAGCAGAUGCAGGAACGAGAGCUAAAAAUAGCGUCACUCUACGAAGCUCAACAGGCGCGAGCCCUGACUCGCGUGAGACACUCGCCUAGUGAGAGCCUCGUGCGGCAGUCACCUAGCGAGAGUUUGUCCAGCCCGCCACAGCCCUCUGUGCCACAUCAACCCGGCAAGGUUCGUCAAAUGUUCGAAGAGCGUCGAACCAAAGGCAUCGACAAAAGCUACCCCCUCCAACCGAUUCAGAACACAGAGCGCUCGCGUAAGCCCCUGCCCAACGGGUUCGCCAAAGUGUCCAGCACCAGGAUCCAGAACGGAACGGAACGGACAGAGAGGACGGAGCACAGGCAGAAUGGGAGGACGAAUCGGGUGACGGAGAAGAAAAGUACUCAUACGAGCGUCAGCUCGCAGAGUUUAAAGAAACAUCAUGUAGUAAAAACAGAAGAGAUCACAAACAGAUCGGGAGAUUUCAACCACAACCACCAGCCAGACCUUAAUGCUGUCAAACAGGCUCUAAUAAGCAAUGGCCUCGUACAUGAAGUGGACGAGUUAGACGGAGACGGCAACAUGCUGGAGGACGAGACAUUCCCCGAGGCGCUAGCACCAGUCACUCCGCGCGACGAGCCUCCCGCCAGGCCUCCUAGAAGAAGUCCAAUGACGAAAACCUCCUCCACCACGGUCUCCAAACCCAAGCCUGCUGCCGCGCCCACCGCUCCCCCCAGGAGAACCCCGAGUGGAAAUGCAUCGGAGAGCAAGGCCCAGGGACCCAUGGCAAAUAGAGGUCAAAAAGCAGCCGCUGCAGGGAGUAGUACAGUAAGAAGUUCGCCUAGGCAAACUUCUUCGCAAGUAAAACGCGUGCCAGCGGCGCCCUCCUCCACCGGCCCAGGCGUGCCAUGCAGCGUGUGUGGCAGGCGCUUCGCUGAAGACCGGCUCGCUAAGCAUGAAGGCAUUUGUCGUAAAUCGCAGACCAAGAAGAGGAAACCUUUCGACGCACUCAAGCAUAGACUCGCGGGAACAGAAGCGGAGCCGUUCAUAAGCAAACUGCGAAAAAGGCAUGCUGCGAGCAACGCCGCGCUCGCCAAACCCAAGCCUCUGAACAGCAACUGGAGGCAGAAGCACCAGGAGUUCAUCCAGGCCAUCCGAGCUGCUAAGCAGGUGCAGCAACAUCUAGCGUCUGGAGGUAAACUAAGCGAUCUCCCGCCGCCCCCUCCCUCGGAGAACCCCGACUACGUGCAGUGCCCGCACUGCAGCCGCCGCUUCAACCAGGCCGCCGCCGAGCGACACAUCCCCAAGUGCGCCUCCUACCAGUUCAACAAACCCAAGCCGGGACAGGCCAAACCUAGCAACUCCAAGCGCCGGUAACACCCAACUAUAUACUCUUAUGGGUGGAUAAGUGAGAUUCAACGGGUCCGAAGUACCUAGGACAAAUUCCCAGUUUAACCGAGCCGGGUCCACACAGAACGAGGCAGUUUCUUCGCGCGGCAAAUGUACUAUGUAGACGCGCGUUUUGCUCGGUCGAGCAAUGUGCCGAGGCCGAGGCAAUUCUACGUUUUCCGCGCGAGCACAUUGCCUCGCAGCGUGAAAGCCUCGCUCUGAGUGGACCCGGCGAAUCAUGAGUUACAUUCUCACGCGCGAGUCCAAUAACUAAAAUCGCUUAAGAUAUAUGGAGUCACGCACAAGAACGCAACUCAUACUGACAGAUCAGAUCUGGGAUAGGUACUUUAAACUGGGCGAAAUUUUUAAAUAAUCAUGGAUAACUUGAGGACUCUCAGAUCUCAGACGAUACUGGCAGUCAAUUUUUUUCCGUUUUUUCGCAAAACUACUUUCUAACAUAAUAACAACGUAUUUUAACUUCCUAAAGGACAUUCGAUCUCAAGCAUUGUGUCAAUUAUUACAGAAAAAUAACGGUCAACGUAAUAUUUUCGGAUAUACUCCAGUAUUUCAUUAAAGCAACCAGUUUUAUUCACUCUUUAUUAUUAAUUUAGAACAAAUAUGUAUUAAGAUAACAUUUACCUACGAUACAAAGAUAACACCAACAAGUUACCCUUAGGCUUGAUUACUGUAAAGAUCAAACAUGGAUAACUGCAUAAACGAAUUCCUAUAUUUAAAAUUAAUAAUUAUCAUGAAAUUUUGCCAUACGGAUAUUGGGACCUAAUAUUUAAGAGGAAUUUUGGAAAUCUCGACGAUUUUUUUUAGCUAUUAAUGUAAUAUUAGUUAACAGUGAGAUUUUAUAAUAAAUAUUUUGGCGUUAAUACAGUCCGUGGUGUAAUGGAACCAGUCGUAUUUGAUCAAAAUGUGUUACUUUACAUACCAUGUUGUGCAGACUGUACAUGAAAAUUAUGCUUUUUGAUGUUAACAUGCUGUUAUAGACCUAUUAAAAUAUACUUUAUUA
Molecule: messenger RNA, 2554 nt
Organism: Leguminivora glycinivorella
Lineage: Eukaryota; Metazoa; Arthropoda; Insecta; Lepidoptera; Tortricidae
Product: zinc finger C2HC domain-containing protein 1C
Source: RefSeq, a predicted model, not a curated record